AUGGCUUUCCACGUGGAAGGACUGAUAGCUAUUAUCAUCUUCUACCUCCUCAUAUUGUUUGUUGGCAUCUGGGCUGCCUGGAGAACCAAAAACAGCGGCAGCGCAGAAGAGCGCAGCGAAGCCAUCAUUGUUGGUGGCCGAGACAUUGGGUUGCUGGUUGGUGGAUUUACCAUGACAGCCACCUGGGUUGGAGGCGGGUACAUCAAUGGGACAGCCGAAGCAGUUUACGUGCCAGAUUAUGGGCUAGCCUGGGCUCAGGCACCCAUUGGAUAUUCUCUUAGUCUGAUUUUAGGUGGUCUGUUCUUUGCCAAACCUAUGCGUUCCAAGGGGUACGUGACCAUGUUAGACCCAUUCCAGCAAAUCUACGGGAAACGCAUGGGCGGGCUCCUGUUCAUCCCAGCACUGAUGGGAGAGAUGUUCUGGGCUGCGGCUAUUUUCUCUGCACUAGGGGCCACCAUCAGCGUGAUCAUCGACGUGGACGUGCAUGCUUCGGUCAUCAUCUCCGCGCUCAUUGCCACGCUCUACACCCUGGUGGGCGGUCUCUAUUCCGUGGCCUACACAGAUGUGGUCCAGCUCUUCUGCAUCUUUGUAGGACUAUGGAUCAGUGUCCCUUUUGCCCUGUUACAUCCUGCUGUCAGCGACAUUGGCUUCACCGCCGUGCAUGCCAAAUACCAGGAGCCCUGGCUGGGGACCAUUGAAUCAUAUGAAGUCUACACUUGGCUUGAUAGUUUUCUGUUGUUGAUGCUGGGUGGAAUCCCAUGGCAAGCGUACUUCCAGAGAGUUCUGUCUUCGUCCUCAGCCACCUAUGCUCAGGUGCUGUCCUUUCUGGCGGCCUUCGGGUGUCUAGUGAUGGCUCUACCAUCCGUACUCAUUGGAGCCAUUGGCGCAUCAACAGACUGGAACCAGACUACAUACGGGUUUCCAGAUCCCAAGACCAAAGAAGAAGCGGACAUGAUCCUCCCCAUUGUGCUUCAGUACCUGUGCCCCGUGUACAUUUCCUUCUUUGGCCUUGGUGCGGUUUCUGCUGCUGUUAUGUCAUCUGCUGACUCUUCCAUCCUGUCAGCAAGUUCAAUGUUUGCUCGGAAUAUCUACCAGCUUUCCUUCAGACAAAAUGCAUCAGACAAAGAAAUCGUAUGGGUCAUGCGAAUCACCGUGUUUGUGUUUGGAGCUUCUGCAACAGCCAUGGCCUUGCUGACAAAGACCGUGUAUGGGCUCUGGUACCUCAGCUCUGACCUGGUCUACAUCAUCAUCUUCCCCCAGCUGCUGUGCGUGCUCUUCGUCAAGGGCACCAACACAUACGGGGCUGCAGCUGGUUAUGUUUCCGGGCUUUUCCUGCGGAUAACCGGAGGGGAGCCAUACCUGUACCUACAACCUUUGAUCUUCUACCCCGGUUGUUACCCCGAUAAGAAUGGCAUCUAUAACCAGCGAUUCCCAUUCAAAACACUCGCCAUGGCUACCUCAUUCUUAGUCAACAUUGGUGUCUCUUAUCUAGCCAAAUACCUAUUUGAAAGUGGAACCCUACCACCCAAAUUAGAUGUAUUUGAUGCUGUUGUUGCAAGACACAGUGAAGAAAAUAUGGAUAAGACGAUUCUCGUCAGAAAUGAAAACAUUAAGUUAGAUGAACUUGCACCUGUGAAGCCUCGACAGAGCCUAACCCUCAGCUCAACUUUCACCAACAAAGAGGCUCUACUGGACGUCGACUCCAGUCCUGAAGGGUCUGGGACUGAAGAUAAUUUACAAUGA
Perognathus longimembris pacificus (Pacific pocket mouse) is the source of this 1743-nucleotide messenger RNA. RefSeq names its product solute carrier family 5 member 7 (gene Slc5a7). Gene Ontology annotation, molecular function: choline:sodium symporter activity. Gene Ontology annotation, biological process: acetylcholine biosynthetic process; synaptic transmission, cholinergic; choline transport. The transcript is spliced from 8 exons. Lineage: Eukaryota; Metazoa; Chordata; Mammalia; Rodentia; Heteromyidae. The record is from RefSeq and is a predicted model, not a curated record. Bases 1 to 1743 code for a protein of 580 amino acids. Gene Ontology annotation, cellular component: plasma membrane; synapse; dendrite.